AGUGUGUUCACAGUUAUUCCUCGGACUUGACUUAGGUAGCAUCACUAUUUUACAUAUACAUAAUGGCUGACGACGGUGAUGUUGCGGCUCUGGUGGUUGACAAUGGAUCUGGAAUGUGCAAGGCGGGCUUCGCCGGCGACGACGCGCCUAGGGCCGUGUUCCCUUCCAUCGUCGGAAGACCCAGACAUCAGGGUGUGAUGGUUGGUAUGGGCCAGAAGGACAGCUAUGUGGGAGACGAGGCCCAGAGCAAGAGAGGUAUCCUCACCCUCAAGUACCCCAUUGAGCACGGCAUCGUCACCAACUGGGACGAUAUGGAGAAGAUCUGGCAUCAUACUUUCUACAACGAGCUCCGUGUGGCCCCCGAGGAACACCCCGUGCUGCUCACUGAGGCCCCUCUCAACCCCAAGGCCAACAGGGAAAAGAUGACCCAGAUCAUGUUUGAGACCUUCAACUGUCCCGCCAUGUACGUGGCCAUCCAGGCUGUGUUGUCGCUAUACGCGUCCGGUCGUACGACUGGCAUCGUGCUUGACUCAGGUGACGGUGUGUCCCACACUGUGCCCAUUUACGAGGGUUACGCCCUGCCCCACGCCAUCAUGCGUAUCGAUCUUGCUGGCAGAGAUCUUACCGACUACCUGAUGAAGAUCCUCACCGAGCGCGGCUACUCCUUCACCACCACUGCCGAGCGGGAAAUUGUCAGGGACAUUAAAGAAAAGUUGUGUUAUGUCGCUCUGGACUUUCAACAGGAAAUGGACACCGCCGCCUCAUCAAGCUCACUCGAGAAGAGCUACGAACUUCCCGACGGCCAGAUCAUCACGAUUGGCAACGAGCGUUUCAGGUGCCCGGAAGCUCUAUUCCAGCCCUCAUUCCUGGGUAUGGAGAACGCCGGUAUCCACGAGACCACAUACAACAGCAUCAUGAAGUGCGACGUCGACAUCCGUAAAGACUUGUACGCUAACACCGUUCUGUCUGGUGGCACCACGAUGUACCCAGGAAUCGCCGACAGAAUGCAGAAGGAAAUUACCUCCCUCGCACCGCCAACCAUGAAGAUUAAGGUGAUUGCUCCACCCGAGCGGAAGUACUCUGUAUGGAUCGGCGGCUCCAUCCUGGCGUCCCUGUCCACCUUCCAGCAGAUGUGGAUCAGCAAGCAGGAGUAUGACGAGUCUGGCCCCUCCAUCGUCCACAGGAAGUGCUUCUAGAUAUUGUUCUAAACAAAAUGACAUUAUACUAAACAUUGUGAUAUGUAAAAUGAUCUCUUACAGACUUUUUAAGAUAAUUGUUUUGUAAUAAUGAUAAGAAGUGUUGAUCAGUGAAAUAAAGUAGAACCACUUGUUUCUGCAAAGACGAUUAAAAAAUCAUGUACAUGUAUUUCUUUAUAAUACAUGCGAGUCGAAAAUAUUACUUAGUGCAUACUUGUAACACUUCAUUCCAGUAUGUUUAUAAGAAAAAUAAACAAAUUCAAUUGA
Messenger RNA from Mya arenaria, 1463 nucleotides. RefSeq names its product actin, cytoplasmic-like. The coding region runs from base 63 to 1196 and encodes 377 amino acids. Lineage: Eukaryota; Metazoa; Mollusca; Bivalvia; Myida; Myidae. The record is from RefSeq and is a predicted model, not a curated record. The transcript has 2 exons.